Bipolaris sorokiniana ND90Pr is the source of this 1025-nucleotide messenger RNA. RefSeq lists its product as uncharacterized. The record is from RefSeq and is a predicted model, not a curated record. Lineage: Eukaryota; Fungi; Ascomycota; Dothideomycetes; Pleosporales; Pleosporaceae. Bases 60 to 1025 code for a protein of 321 amino acids. The transcript is spliced from 2 exons.
CACAAUAUUCCGAUACGUCGACGAGCUAAUUAAAUUGGUUCUUCAAUUUGUGGGAGAAUAUGACUGUUAACAACACAUGUCACAACUUUCAGCAUGAAUCGACAGUUGUCGUUUCAGUUCAUGCUCUAUCAUGUGGCCAUCUUUCACUCCCAGAAUACCAGUUUGUGGAUCAUGCUACGCCCGACGCGCGUCGAACUGUUCCUUCGUUAGCAUUCCUGAUUCAACAUGUGAAUCGGUAUACCGGAAAACGAACACGACUCAUCUUCGAUCUAGGCUUGAGAAGAGACGUGAAGCACUAUCCACUGCCAAUACAGAAACACAUCGAGGCCAGGCAGCCAAUGAGCACUGAUCCGGACGUUACCAAGAGCCUCGCAAAGGGCGGACUUACACCCAAUGAUAUUGACUAUGUAGUUUACUCGCAUGUACAUUGGGACCAUGUUGGAGAACCUCAAGACUUUCCAGGUUCAACCUUCGUCGUCGGACACGGCGCAGUUACUCUGCUCAACGGCACUUCUUCACUCCGAGGUGGCCAUUCCUUCUUCGAAAGCGACCUCUUGCCGGAAGGUCGGACAGUGGAAUUACCCGAACCUGUUGUGUAUGAAUUGAAGAAGCAUGAUUCGGGCACAAUCCGUGGGGAGAUCAAUCUCCAUGGGUCAUGGCAAAGUCAAGGCUGUCUCCCGGAAGUUCUAGAUCUCUUCAACGACGGGUCCCUUCUAAUCGUAAACGCACCUGGGCAUCUCCCUGGACAUAUCAAUCUUUUGGCAAAGACUUCUCCGAGCCACCAGAUCUACAUGGGCGGGGAUGCCUGCCACGAUAGGAGAAUAUUGACCGGUGAAAAGAAGAUCGGUGAAUGGAACGAUGCACAUGGUCAAGUCUGCUGCAUACACGCCAAUCGGAAGCAAGCCGAGGAAACCAUUGAAAGAAUCCGGAUUUUGGAGAAGGAAGGGGUUGAGAUAAUCUUUGCUCACGACACUGAGUGGGAAAACGAUCCGGCGAACAGGAUCAGAUUCUUUGGUGUAGCGUGA